AGAUCUUGCUCCGGCGUUACCUUUCUUUCGUUAAUUCGCGUCAAGUGCAGAGAGUUGGAGCUCGGCACCACCUACUCAGUCCAACGGAAGCACAACACUCACCAUGCCACUCCCUCAAUGGUCAGGCGCACGCCCAGACGCCCUAUCUCCCACGUCCAACCAAACGCUCUUCGCCCCAUCCUCUCCACCCUCACCUCCACUCCCGCACGCGCCGCUCCCCACCUCGCUCCUCCCAUCUCUCCAGCUCCCGCGUCCUCGCGCCUCGCCCGCCGCCGAACCUGCCUUUAUACCCGGGUUGCGCUCGCAGGGCAAUGGCGACGCAUCACCGGCGGCUGAACCCUCUUUUGUAUCGGGACUCAACUCGGAGGGGAAUGGCGAGGAAGGGAGGGUACGUGGGGUUCAUGAAAUCGCGGAGGAAACUAAAGGGUUGCUGGAUGGAGCGUUGAAGUCGAGGGUGUUGACGCCUUCGAAGGUGGAGAAUGUCUUCUCCAAAAUCACACCAACCCGUCUCCGCCAACCGCCCCUCCGCGCCCCGAUUUCUAUCGAGAACUUUCAGCCCGCCGAAGAAAGCCGCUUGAACAGGAAAGAUGUCAAUAGCCUGUUGGAGGACCGACCGGCGUGGGAUGCCGAUUUUCAUGUGAAUAGGAAGGAUUUUAGUAAGCCGAAGCCUGGGGUGACGCUGUCUCCGGGUGUGGGUGGGUCGCCGACGAUGAGUAGGUUGCCGCAGCCGGCUGGAGGGGGUGCGAGACAAUUUGGCAGUGUGUCAGAAAUGAGGGCACACAUUCAAAGCCCGCAGUCCGCGCACCACAAAAGCGAGGUCCACUCUCCGUCUCCGUUGGGAAGCAGUGCAAAGCGAGAAGAUAAAGCCGCGGAACUGAGUAAGACGUGCGAGGUUCUUGCCCAGAAGGCGGUGGAUUUGCAGAAGGAGGUUUCGGAGCGCGAUCAGAAGAUUAGGGAUCUAGUAAACCAGCUGCGUCUCGAAAAGGAAAAAGUGAAGCAGAUGGAAGAGGACCAUGCCACGCAUCAGGAAAAGGUAUUGAACGCUUGGAGUGAGGAAUUCGAGAAAGGAAAGGCACUCGGCAAGGAACUAGAAGAGGUCACAGCACGCUAUGCAGAGUUAGCCACCACCGUCGUCGAAAUUGAGUCGGUCCUGCAUUCCAUCAAAGCAGAUGUGGAUAUCGUUGAAGGGGUGUUGACUGAGAGCCAGAAGCGCGCCCUCCGCCGUCUCUUGGAUGGUGGCAGGGACGAUGGCGAGGGUGGGGAUGAAGUGGACGCCUACAGCCGCGGCGACCCGCUCGGCGAUCGGAGCUCCUCCAUAAAAGUCGAAGAUGCAGCCGAUACCAACAGCGAUGACUGUCCCUAUCGCUGGAUGAGGGAGCAUCCGAGUCCCACAGAGGCCGACAACCGAGAACUCGCCCGUCGCCUUCGUCUCGGACGUGACGAGGGGAAAAAGAUCAACGAUCACCAUGCACCUGCAGAAGCAUUGGCCGAUGAAAUGGAAAGCAGCGGCUCUCUCACCGGCAAAAUAACUCCUUUUGGAAGCACGGAGGGUCAUUCGAUCGGGGAAGGUUUUGUUACUCAGCUGCGGGACCGGAUCGCCGCGCUGGAAGUUGUGGUGCGGGAGAAGGCGGCUAUGCUUGGGGGGAAAUGAGUCGUCUGGGAGUCUUUGGGCGGUAAUGGCAGGGGGAGGAGAUAUUGCGCCGGAGGGUCGGGGUAUAUGGUUUUGAAAGAAAGUUUCUGAGUGGGAUUUGGCAGCUUUUGAGCGGCCUUUGAGGUGAUGCUGGGAGUAUGGGAAGGUGGUACGAAGCGAACGAACAUUUGGGUGGUGUGCUUACAGUGAUAUAAAGGGUCGGGCCAGUGGCGGGCCUCGUCUUUGGUUCAGGGCGAUGUGUUUGCGAACGUGGGCCGAGAUCGUACACAUG
Molecule: messenger RNA, 1922 nt
Organism: Fimicolochytrium jonesii
Lineage: Eukaryota; Fungi; Chytridiomycota; Chytridiomycetes; Spizellomycetales; Powellomycetaceae
Exons: 6
Coding region: 104-1651 (515 amino acids)
Source: RefSeq, a predicted model, not a curated record